AUGGCCUCAAACGAAGGUGAAAGUGUUCAUUUAGAUGUAGUUCUGGAAAAGUUUGGUGGAUUUAGUCGUUAUAAUAUACAAGCAAUGAUUUUAAUUAGUUUUGCGUUUUUCAAUAAUGGCAUGCACUGUAUUAAUUACGUUAUGGUUGCUGAGGAGACUCCAUACAGGUGCAAAAUUGAACAAUGCGAGUCACAAAUCAAAGUUUUCGAGUCACCGUACAAUUUCACGACGCCCCAUAAUUCACGGGGCUGUUAUAAAUACACCUCAGACUCAGAAGAAUGUAGCCCGAACAGUUUCAAUAUUUCAAGCGUUGAGCCUUGCAAUGAAUGGAUUUACAAGAAAAAGGAUAGUUUCGUCGCUGAGUUUAAUCUGGCGUGUCAAGAUUGGAAGCGUACAUUUGUAGGAACGGUUCAUAGCAUAGGACUUAUGUGUGGACUAUUCUUUCAAGGAAUUCUAUCUGAUAGGAUUGGUCGAAAAGCAGCUAUCAUAAUUGCCGGUCUAGCAGCCGCUUUGUUUGGCAUCAGCAAAAGUUUUGCAACUACAUAUUUAUCGUAUAUCGUCCUUGAAUGGUUCGAAGCAACCUUCGGAGAAAAUUGUUCGCCAGCUUUUAUACUAGGUGUCGAACUCGUCCACGGCGACUACAGACUGCACCAGCAAAUAUUCUUCUGCGUGAUGGCCGCUUUGGGCGGAGUAUUAUUUUCUCUAGCUGCAUACAUAGUACCUUACUGGAGAGACUUCGUCCAAGUGAUUUAUGCACCGUCCUUGCUUUUCAUAUUAUACUACUUUGUCAUGGACGAGAGCGUGCGAUGGUUACUAAGUAAAGGAAAAAAGGAGCAAGCUACGAAGUUGCUUCUUAAAAUUGCAAAAAUAAACAAAACAAAAUUGGAUGAAAAAUUGCUCGUUAAUAUACGUUGUGAAGAUAAUGGGACGAACAGUGCUUUGUUGUCAACUUUAAAGUCAAAAAUAGUAAUUAAGCGAUUUCUGACUUGCUUGAUUUGGUGGACGUCUUGUACGUUUAUAUCGUUUGGGUUGGUCGUCAAUAUUGACUCCUUGGCCGGUAAUAAGUACUUGAACUUCGCUAUAAUGUCUCUAUCUGAUAUACCAGCCAGUGUUGCGAUGGUGUUUAUUUUAAAACGUUUCAAAAGAAAGAAGCCCUUGCUUAUAUCGUUCUUGACGGCUGGAGUGCUUUGUUUACUUCAUCCGUUAGUACCUAGAGAAUAUCUGUGGCUGUCGACGGGAGUUUACUUCCUCGGACGAUUCGUGUCCACAUUCACGUUCGGCACAGUCUACAUUUACACUUCGGAAUUGUUCCCAACAUAUUCCAGGAAUUCCAUGCACGCGUUGUGCUCCGCAAUCGGUAGAAUUGGUUCAAUCGUUGCCCCAAUGACGCCGUUACUGACAAUAUACAUGGAAAGUCUUCCAACAAUACUCUUUGGAAGUAUAUCAAUCGUGGCAGGGCUGACAACCCUCCUAGUCCCAGAUCUUGACAACGAACCUCUACCAGAUAAUGUGUUGGAAGCUGAGAAGAUCGGAUCAUAUCCCCUCACUAACAUAUCAGAUAAAAAAACUGAAGAAUAACCCAAACGCUUAAGAAAAUUAGCUUUAAAAAUAAGAUUAAUUUGUACUUUCAGUAAUUAAAUUCAUGUCUUCUAAUAAA
Messenger RNA from Melitaea cinxia (Glanville fritillary), 1657 nucleotides. RefSeq names its product solute carrier family 22 member 3-like. Bases 1 to 1578 code for a protein of 525 amino acids. Gene Ontology annotation, biological process: transmembrane transport. The record is from RefSeq and is a predicted model, not a curated record. Gene Ontology annotation, molecular function: transmembrane transporter activity. Gene Ontology annotation, cellular component: membrane. The transcript is spliced from 7 exons. NCBI's taxonomy places the organism in Eukaryota, Metazoa, Arthropoda, Insecta, Lepidoptera, Nymphalidae.